Molecule: messenger RNA, 17185 nt
Organism: Porites lobata
Lineage: Eukaryota; Metazoa; Cnidaria; Anthozoa; Scleractinia; Poritidae
Source: the annotation of a GenBank genome assembly
AUGAGUUCAGCUAACGUAUCAUCUCGCCUGCUCGUUUGCUGUUGCUGUGUAACUUUUAUCAGUGUGCUUUUCUUUUGUGUCGGUUUUGUGAGAUUGGAACUGGAGUUACGAUCUCAUACGGAGAGAAUUGUUGCACUGGAGCAAGGGCAGAAAGUAAACGAGACAGUAAAGGAUGCUCCACCCUCAAGCGAAGGUAAGCGCCUCGUUGAUAAAACUGCCCACUCUACGAGCCGCUAGUGACUAGUCACAUAAUUUGCCUUCUUUUCUUGCAGUUACCUCUCUAAGGGCUUGUCGCGAGUUUAAUUACAAAGUUUUACAAAGGGAUAAGUUAUCGAUCAUGUGAGUUCACGUGAAGCUUUCGACAAAUGAGCGACUUCCUCCCGCUUUUGCCAUGUAUUGGUUAGAGGAAAGCACGCAAAAUAUUCCAGUAUUCCAUGAUAACACAUCUUUAAAUUUUCGAAAAGUUCGGCACAACUCGGCCAGAAUUUGGGGAAAUAAUCGCGGCCUUAAAUCACGUUUGUUUUAAAUACGAACACAGUUCUGAAAACUUUAAGUGUUAUAAUUAGUACAAAAUAUAAUGAAGGAAAGUACACAGGCCGAAACAAGUGUACUCUGGAAUUUUAUCCAACAUCCUAAAACAUCAUACGGCUGCAUGAACUAGCUGAAGACCGCGCUUUCUUAGUCUGUAAAACACCAUUAUUUACUUGGAAUUCGUGCGCUCUAAGCAAAGGAACAACCAGUGCUUUAUGAUUGGUAGUUGGCUUGCAUUUUUGAGAUUGGAUAAUUAAGCAGACUCUGAAGUGAUAUUUUAGCCUUACUUGUGAACUCGCUUCGGCUCCAGGCAACUCUAUGAGGUUUUUAAAGUUUCAGAGAAGUAACUAACUUGGGUAUCAAGGUCGAAUAUUAAAAUGAACCAAAACGAUCGAGAUCGGAAUGAUUAGAAUUAAUCAAAAGGUGUACUGCAUAAUCUAUAUUACGGUAGUUUCUUGGUUUUGAAGAUUGGUGAAAUCAUCAAAUGAAGUAACACAAAAGAUUAAAAAGACAGUGAGCAAUACCACUACACCACAGCACAAAAAAGAACCAACGAAAGUCUGAAUCAUUCCGCAACACCAGGAAACACCUGGUAUCAAUGUUGAAACCCGGGAAAGUGCAUGAAGUUUAUUGUGCUAAAUAUGGCUCAGAUAACAAUGGGGUUGUUGUCCUAUGAUGUUAUUCUUAGUAGCUGAUUUUUUUUUUAACAGACAUUCAUGAGACACACUGAAGACACCGCCAUGUUAUAAAUGUGCCAUACUCGCUCACGGCCCCCCAAAAAUUAUCAUGACUUCGGCUACCUAUUUUUAUUUUUAAGGAAAUGCUCAUUCCUUGAGUAUGAACUCGAAGCAGUUAUCAGCUCAUCACAGUAGACGAAUUGUUCGGGCGGUUACACCCACGGAAGAUGCUGAAAGUUCUUUAGCUAAAGAGAUACAAAAACAGAUCAACAAGGCUGUUCACACGAGCACAAGAAAACUCUGCACCAACAAGGGACAGAUUUGUGUUCAAGGUCCUCCCGCGAAAACAGGACCACAGGGACCUCAAGGGCCAAUGGGACCUCCCGGUAUGAAGGGCCAAAAAGGGGAACCUGGAGAAUCGACUUCAACAUCUCUGCAGCUAUUCAGGGGGGAACCCGGAAGUAUUAUUUCAACCCCCGAGAUUUUGGUCAAGCCCGCAGUAAAAACUGUAACAUUGAAUGAAUCAGCUACGUUUCAGUGCUCACCGGAGAGAAAAGUUGACGCGAAAAUAUCAUGGGCUAAAGAAAGUGGCUCUCUUCCCAUUGGACGGCAUUCCAUUGUGAAGGGGACUCUACACAUCAAGAAUGUGAUCGUUGGUGACAACGGGAUAUACGUAUGUACGAUCCGAACUGACCAGGGAACCGCGCAGGCUGCAGUAACACUCAAUGUCAGAGGUAUGAGUAGAAAAAUUCAGUGACAUUUUGAGAAUAAUACGUCCUCCACUAUAGUAAAGGAGAACUGACCCUCGGUUAACACAAAGGGGUCACUUGAUCCUUAAUUAAUUCGAAGACUGCCCCAUUCCUGAAUGGAGGCCUGAUCUACCAAAGAAAUGACUAGUAUACUGAGUUAAUUGACGAAAGUGUAGCCUUUGAUUAAAUUGAAUAUCUGCUGCACGUCAUUCAAACUGCAAUCUACGCGCCGCUCUGAUUUUUUCUUAGCGAGUGCUACCAAAGCAGCCAAAGUAAUCAAGUUUCAUCACACUGUAUCAUAAUGCAUUAGUGAGUACGCGACUAGUUUCUUUUUCAUUCAUCUGAAAACCCUGAACCGUUCAACGUUCAUAAACUGAACAAGAUCAAAAAUGUACGAGGCGGUUUGUCGUCAUGCAGAGCCGGAGCGCACAAUAACAAGCGCGGCUGAAGUCAACGUUAAAGUGACUGAUGGGUAAAGUGUGUAAAACCAGUAGACCCUGAAAAUGGUCACACGCUGGUAACCAUCGGUUGUUCUCGCUGUUUUGUUUUGUCUUGUUGCAGCUCGUCCAGACGUUUCUCUUAUCACUGGCCCAAUAUACGCUGAGAGCGGGAAAAAUGUCAAAUUGCCUAAAUGCCAGAUCAUUGGAUAUCCACCUCCAGUAAUAUCCUGGACAAAACUUUUUGACCAAAUUCCCACUGAAAGAGCAGUUGUCGAAGGUCAAACUUUGACCAUAGUUAAAGCUAAGAAGAAGGAUGCCGGAACGUAUAUUUGCUCUGCUACAAAUAUUAUGGGCACUUCGCACGCAAUGACAACCUUAAUCAUCAAUAUAGUGCCACAGUUUACUGUCAGGCCACCCCAGAUGAUAGAGCGUUAUCUUGGACAGUCAGUUACAUUGAACUGCUCUGCAGAUGGACACCCAAUACCGAGUAUCACGUGGUCACGUUGUAAAGGACACAUUCCAGAGGGGCGCACACAAGUGGAGAGUGGACAACUAAAAAUAAACAGUUUGACAGCUGAAGACAGUGACACCUACACCUGUAGAGCUCAGAGCGAGUUAGUUCACGUGGAGACUGAAGUAAAAGUUGUAGUCAAAACUGGUGAGAAAUUAUAAUUUAUAAAAGGUUCUUAUAAACGUGUCUUCUAUUUCAUCCCGAUAAUGUCAUAAAAGGACGCCACCUCAUCAAUAUCAUCAUUGGUGUUGUAGAAGAUUGUUUUGUUAUUCGAUUCUCAAAAGCUCUUCGGAUAGUGUACCUGAUCUGUUUAUUACUACACUGAUCGAUACAGUAAAAUCUCGAGCUUUUUCUUAUAUACGUGGUGUCUUCUUAAGAUAGAAUAUAUAAGCAUCAAAUCUAAAUGGUAAGACCACAUUCUGAGGACUUACACCCCUUUUUUCUGGGUUUAUAAGAACUGACAUCCUGUUUCAAUCAUGCCGCUGUGAGGGUUUGAAUGUCAAGGUAAUGACCAGGUUUUAACACAUGGGUUUUAAUUGUGUUUCGUCCCCUUUUAAUUCGUUUUGCAUCCUUUUGGGUUGGGCGUGAUGCCAAAAGCAGAUAAAUCCGUCUUUGAAAGAGUCGUUUUAAAAGCUAUUUCCGUCCUUGCUUUAUUCUCUCAAUGAAUGUCUCUUUUACAGCACGGGACUGUGCCGAGUUGUUUUCAGCCGGCUUCAAACACUGGACGAAAAAACGGAUUUACUAAUGUUUGCGAAAGGUGCAAAUAUGUGGUAAAUUUGGAGCUCCAAAUUUGCAUUACAUUUGCGCUGUCGGCUAAAGUGUGGGCAAAUUCAUAUAUUUGCUAGAUAGGUAUUGAUACGCAAAAGUCAAGUAAAUGUAAUGGUUUGAUACAAAUUUGAGACAUAUUUGCAGCAUGAGCAAAUCUUCAACAUUUCUACCAAUUUACUCAAAUUUACAUCCUUGGCAAAAAUGACAGUUUUCACUGUACUUCAAAUGCAGGCAAAAAUAUUGCAAAACCACUAAUUUGCAGUGGUGUUUGCUCUUGUUUUUCCAGGAUACCAAAAGAACACUUUUGCAUGUGGUUUACUCGUAUUUGCCUUAAGAGCAAAAACAAUAAAUUUCUACACAUUCGGCUGUAUCAUAAAUUUGAACAUUUGUAUCAUAAUUAUCCAUAUUUGCAAGGGGAGCAAAUAUAGUGAACUGCAUAACAUUUGCUGACAGUCAAAGGUGAUGUGCAUGUGACAUUUCCUAUAUGUUUGAUUCGUUUUGUGACUAAAGUAAAUUUCCAAUCUCAACUGUAACAUUACAUUGUUACAAUAAAAUUUUGUACAUGCUGUGAGACUCCGCCAAGAGGUCUAACCCCUUACAUGCAUCUUUCCUGUUAACUGUUUUAUAUGCACUGUCAUUUCAAUAUAAAGGAAUCAGAAACCAGUUACUUUUUUUGACAAUUUUACAGUCACAAAUUUCUUCUGUUAGUCUUUUUACAGAACGAAUCAAACCUGGUCCAAAAGAAAAAGUUUUGUGGAUUUCAAACUCAGGGUUGUGAUUAUUCACUUGUACACAAUUUCCUCCUGGUCAUUUAACCAACAAACUUAAUUCAAAUUAAUACCAACAAUUUUCGUUUAACCGGUAUUUGUUGUAGUUUUGACUGCCCACCUAGAGAUGACCGCAUCUCGAUGGUGGGCUUCCUAAAAUGACCACAUUUUGAAAACCCAACAGUCAAUGCUACAACAAAAUAUGGUGAAACUGCUCACAAUUUUAUUUGAACAUUAACCCGUAAAUUUGGUUUCAAAGUAAUGUCACUCUAUUGUCUUUUUUUUUGCAUCUCUCGCAAGUUAAAGUGAGAGUUCACAGAGACUGUGCGGUUUUCUCGGGUGCGUUUUAGAAGCUGCCGUAACAAAAAGGUUACUACACUACCGGAAUUAAAACAUCGUGGAAAUUAUUAAUUUAAAGCCGCGGAGUAUUUUCCCCAACAAUGAACAAUAUUACCUCUAACUUUCUGCGACAACGCUGCAAAAUUUUUUAGGUUAUUUUUCAACCGAAUAGGCUGCGAAUUUAAUGCGAUGAUCAUUUUCACUUUCAUACCUUCAUCCGCAUUUCAUAUAUUUCAAUUCAUGCUUACCAAGAUCUCCCUAAUUUUAUGUCUAAACGCAAGGCUUUUUAAUGGAAUCUUCAUUUCAAGGCCAGAACUAACACUAAGCGCUAAACAGAAACUGCCUUAUGAAAAAACUUUUAAAAUUGACGCGCUGUUUUAAAGGCCUCACUGGAUCUGGAUGGGGUUAAUUAAAAACGUAAGCGAAACAUUAAUUUUGCAAUAUUUAAAUUAUGUCUAAAAAAUAAAGCUUCCCUCUGAGAUACCAGGCGAAUAAAAUUCUCACAGGGCCACAGCCUAAACAGGCUAAGCUGCUCUGUUGAAUCAGGAAGGCCAAACUUUUUUUCUUAAUGCUGGACAGAGAUUAAAACAAUAUCUAAAAGCGCGCUUUUAGUUCCCUCCGAGACACCCGGAGAAUAAAUUCUCACAGAGCCACAGCCUAAAAAGGCUAAGCUUCUCUGUUGAAUCAGGAAGGCCAAACUGUUUUACUUAAUGCGAGACGGGGAUUCAAAAAAUAUCUGAAAAGCGCGUUUUUAGUUCCCUCUGAGACACCCGGAGAAUAAAAUUCUCACAGAACCACAGCCUAAAAGGCUAAGCUGCUCUGUUGAAUCAGGAAGGCCAAACGUUUUUUUCUUAAUGCUGGACAGAGAUUCAAACAAUAUCUAAAAAGCGAGUUUUUAGUUCCCUCUGAGACACCCGGAGAAUAAAAUUCUCACAGAGCCAUGCACAGCCUAAAAAGGCUAAGCUGCUCUGUUGCAUCAGGAAGGCCAACCUUUUUUUCUUAAUGCUGGACAGAGAUUCAAACAAUAUCUAAAAGCGAGUUUUUAGUUCCCUCUGAGACACCCGGAGAAUAAAAUUCUCACAGAGCCACAGCCUAAAAAGGCUAAGCUGCUCUGUUGUAUCAGGAAGGCCAAACUGUUUCACUUAAUGCUAGACGGGGAUUCAAAAAAUAUCUGAAAAGCGCGUUUUUAGUUCCCUCUGAGACACCCGGAGAAUAAAAUUCUCACAGAACCACAGCCUAAAAAGGCUAAGCUGCUCUGUUGAAUCAGGAAGGCCAAACGUUUUUUCUUAAUGCUGGACAGAGAAUAAACCAAUAUCUGAAAGCGCGCUUUUAGUUCCCUCUGAAACACCCGGAGAAUAAAAUUCUCACAGAGCCACAGCCUAAAAAGGGCUAAGCUGCUCUGUUGAAUCAGGAAGGCCAAACCGUUUUACUUAAUACUAGACGGAGAUACAAACAACAUCUGAAAAGCGCGUUUUUAGUUCUCUCUGAGACACCCGGAGAAUAAAAUUCUCACAGAGCCACAGCCUAAAAAGGCUACGCUGCUCCGUUGCAUCAGCAAGGCUAAACUGUUUUACUUAAUGCGGGACAUGCACUAUCAUCUUCAAAGAUCUAAUCAGUGCAAAAUUAAAUAAAGCUUUAAUCUGUAAAUCAAUUUUUGGUUUAUGAAAUUUUACUCACUUUUACCGACAAUUGAUAGCCACUGGCUUUGGCAAAAUAAAUUUUCCUGUUUUCUUAAAAUGGAUUCGAUAAAAUUGAAAAUAUCCACUACGAUCCACACUUAAAAACUGAACUCUGACUGAAUUGAACUGUUUGCGAUCACGCUUAAGAAAUAGUGAUCUCCAUCAACAUUCUCCAUGAACAUUACACUUUCACAUCAUUAGCAGUUAUUGAGAAUUUAUGAAAUGAUCGAGGGAUCAGUGUCGACCUUAAAACGUUUUUGCGCUAAAAUGAUAAUAGGUAGCCAUUUGAAGAUGAUACAAAGGAACCUAAAAUAGUAUCUGUCUUUCGUCUCAGGUCGUUUUCCAUCAGUGACGCAAAGUACACAAGUCGUGACAGAUUAGCAGCUAUUAAUUGAAUCCUGAUUAGGUUUUUACAAGGACACCGGAAAUUGAAACUUCCUCCCUGUGGUGAAUUUCAAAGUCGUAUGAAUCUCGUCAUGCUAUAAAGAAAAAACUAAGGCGGUGAAACAAAUUAACAUGCAGCAUUUACUCUCCCAGGCUGGGUUGUUCAAAGCUGGGUUAAGAUAACCCAAGGUUAGUACGAAAUAUGAAUUCAGAUACGAAAGUUUAAAAAACAAAUUGAUUUAAAUUCCUUUUGUCUACAAUUUGGUGACUGGAUACGUAAAAAGAAAAGAGAAAAUUAUCUGACAAAAUGCUUUUGAUUAAAAGGAAAAAAGAAACGCGGUUAAAAUCUAACCCUGGGUUAGUGCUAAUCGGUCUUUGGAACAACUGGGCCCCGUCUUUUUAGGGUCCAAUAAUUCAAAAUCACAUAACCACUUUGAAGUGAGUCAAUGGUACACAACCUGGGAAUGUGUUGCAUUCCUCUUCUGUCAUUUGAUUAUAAUAAAGCCUAGGGUCGUACAACGGGCAAGGAUGUCCGAGUACUAAAACUAGAAAUUCAAAAUCACACAGUAACUGUUCUAUACCGUACAGAUCGAGGGCCCACACUACCUCCCCUUUAUUAUACAAGUAAAUACACUACAACAAAUCUACUGGACAAAGGUCCAGUAGUCAGAUCAUUUACUGUAUUUUUUGUACAUCAUACUAAAAAAUCAAAUGUGGUCCAAAAUAAAAAGUUUUGUGGAUUUCAAACUCAGGGUUGUGAUUAUUCACUUGUGCAUAAUUUCCUCAUGGCCAUUUAACCAACAAACUUAAUUCAAAUUAAAACCAACAAUUUUAGUUUAACCGGUAUUUGUUGUAGUUUUGAUUGCUCACCUAGAGAUGACCGCAUCUCGAUGGUGGGCUUCCUAAAAAUGACCACAUUUUGAAAACCCAUCAGCCAAUACUACAACAAAAUAUGGUGAAACUGCUCACAAUUUUAUUUGAACAUUAACUCAGCCGACAAAUUUAUGAAAGGCUAAUUUUUCUUACUCUGUUGUUUGCAACCCUGAGUUUGAGUUUCACUGAUUUUACUGUUGAUUUUGAGUUUUACUGUUCAUGAAGUACUACCCAUUCAAUCCAAAAAAGUCAUAGCAUUUUUGCUGGCUAAAAUUCACCUGAAUCCUGGUUAUUUGAUCUUGGGAUACAAGGAGCGGGGUUGUGGCUUCCCAACAAAAAUUAUGAUGAAGAGACGGUCUUCAUAUACAGGAGCUACCAGUCAAAUCCCACCCGACAAAGCCCCCCGCCCCCUCAUAAAAAAUGAACAGACCAACACUGGGUUACAGGAACUCUGAGUUGGCCUUGGAUCAUGAAAAGUUUAAAGCUAUAAAGAAAAAACUAAGGCGGUGAAACAAAUUAACAUGCAGCAUUUAUCCUUCCAGGCUGGGUUGUUCAAAGCUGGGUAAAGAUAACCCAAGGUUAGUACGAAAUAUGAAUUCAGAUAUGAAAGUUUUAAAAACAAAUUCAUUUGAAUAAUUCGUUUUGUCUACAAUUUGGUGAUUUGAUACUUAAAAAAGAAAAGAGAAAAUUAUCUGACAAAAUGCUUUUGAUUAAAAGAAAAAAAAAAAAAAAAAAAUGGGUUAAAAUCUAACCCUGGGUUAGUGCUAAUCGCUCUUUUGAACAACUCGGCCCCGGUCUUUUUUGGGUCCAAUUCUAAAUCACGUAACCACUUCAAGUGAGUCAAUGGUACAUAACCUGGGCAUGUGUUGCAUUCCUCUUCUGUCAUUUGAUAAUAGUAAAGCCUAGGGUCGCACAAUGGGCAGGGAUCUCCAAUUACUAAAACUAAAAAUUCAAAAUGACACAGUAACUGUUGUAUAUAGUUACAGAGGGCCCACACUACCUCCCCUUUACAUAAAGUAAAUACACCACAACAAAUCUACUGGACAAAGGUCCAGUAGUCAAAUAAUUUACUGUAUUUUUUCUACAUCAUAAUAUUAUUAUUAAAAAGCUAACAAUAACAAGGCCACCCACAGUACCUUAAAUUUGGUCCAAAAAAAAAAGUUCUGUGCAUUUCAAAGUCAGGGUUGAGAUUAUUCACUUGUACACAAUUUCCUCAUGGCCAUUUAUUCAAGGAACGUCACAUCAAAACUGACAAUUUUGUUCUUACCGCUAUUUGUUCUAGUUUUCACUGACUAUACCUAGAGAUGACCACAUCUUGAUGGUGAGCCUCCUAAAAUUGACCACAUUUUGAAAGCCCAACAGCCAAUAAUAAAACAAAUGGUGAAAUUGCUUUGUAUUUCAUAUAAUUUGUGAAUAGAAACUAGCACAGACAUGAACAAAUAAUUUCUUUGCUCCUCUUUACAACCCUGAUUUUGAGUUCAAUAGGAUUUGUCUUUUUAAACUGAUCAAACAGACUGGCGAGAUUUAUAUCAGCCUUCGCUCAGCAACAUUAACAUGGUGCAUUUCUUCACUUAAACCUAAACUUCUUAGACCAACGGUGUUUACACCUUCAAUAUUAUUAUACCCUUUUCACUAAAUGAGUCGAAUUUUACUAGAUUUAUUUAGUAUUGAAUUCACACAGUAAGAUAACUUUUUGAUUUUCCUUUUUAAAUAGGAAUAUGAUAUUUUAUAAUUGCUGGACAGAAAAAAGGUUCCAGCUAAAAAUUUGUUUUGAGCAGUGACAGAAGACAUGAAAUAGUAAAUCUCAACUUUGGAGUGUCUGAAGGCAUUUUCUUUGCCCUUCCACAAAAUGACUUUCUACUUUCACUCUGCCACUAACUUUUGCCAUGACUUAUUAACGCCAAGUGAAAACAUAAUAUCUGAGGCAUAUUUCUGAAGCUAUAUGUCAGUGCUAGUGAGCAGUCAUGGACUGCUGUUUUGAAGGGGCAUCCGAUAGCAAGAUAGCCUUUCGAAAAUCACUGAGCAUUGGGUGGUACAUAUUGUUUACCUCUGUAGGAAUAAUGUUGUCACUCUUUAUAUCUCUGAGGGGAAACCUCUACGAGUGCAAAUGUUCUAUGGCUUCACACAAUUUCAGUACAUUAUGUUUCCUGCAGAACACUGUGAAAGGGACAUGGAUUUACUUAGCAGGGCACGGCACAAAGUACAAGAAAACUAAUAUUGUAAAGAUGCUAAAAAUAUAACACAAGGAAGUACACGUGAGGUUUCUUUUUUUUUGUGACAUUUACCCCAAACAGAUGGGGUAUUGAUGUAUGGGAGCAUUCAGUAUAUAAGCUUCACUUCUGUUAUCUUCUGAAGAGGAAAAAACGAUUACUGUAAAUAAAUUGAGACCCACUGGAAUACCCCUGUAGCAUUUCUUCAUGCACAGACCACAAAAAGCUUCCCCAUGUUGAACCUGUAUUUCAUUGACCUCUUUAUCUUUUGGAGAGUUCAGGUGAUGCAACUCAAUUUCAAGAACAUUGGAAAUUUAACUCCUGUACCACUCAAGGAAAAAUCUAAAACAAAUGUACAAAAAAGUCACUAAACCCACUAAAAAUAACUGGUAAUUCUACCUUUAUUGAAAAUAUUGUGAAAUUAAAUGAAUUGUGUUACUUGUGUUGCCAUUAUCUUUAGGAACAUUAUAAAUACACAUGUGGCACAUUUUAGCAUUUUUGACCUUUGGACUCAGCUUACAUGUACAGCUGUAUCAUUAUAAAUUAUUAUAAACAAAACAACCUUGUAUAUGAAAACAUGACAAAACAAAACAGCAAAAAAUGACAGUAAGGCAUAUAAAAUAAAGGCUCCACCCUACCCCUGUCAAAAUCAAUGGUACAUGUACAGGUAUUACGCUCAAUAUGUCAAUAUAGCGCCAGAGGAAGUAUAAAUUACUCAAGCAAUUAAUCUUGAGCUACUUCUGCCAAAUACCAAUAAAUUAGCACCAAAUACCAAUAAAUUAACAUCACUUAAAUUUUUCAACAAGGCUUUUUUUUUCAGCUGGAUCACUACCAUACGCACGCGACACGCGUGCACAUACAUGCUACAAAUGUAAAUAUGGAUGCAAAUGUAGUUUAUUCCCGGUUAUAACAUAGAUGUGGCAGUAGAAGCACGAUAUACAAAGCAAAAUACAUCGACUUUACCUUUUAAAUUUCGAAUAUCCUUGAGAAAAAAUCCAGCAACAUAGGCAAUCUCUUCCUCCCGCCAAAUCGCCAAAAGAACGCGCGCCCGAUUUCCCAAGCAUUUGCGCCUCAGUGGUGCUGGUCAGCGACAGUCUGCAUAACCGUUCGAGAACGAGGCACAACAAUUGAAAUCGCCCAAAUUUCGUCGACCGUUACCACGUUCCAUUGCCAUCGAUUUGCCACCAGCUUUUACUUCUUACGUUUAACGCCAUAUUUAUCAAGAGUUUUCGAAUUUUCCUUCUUUGUGGGGUUGACUGUCGAGUAUGGAGGAGUCGGCCAGUCUUAUUUGUUCGAAUUUAUCGAACGAAUGUGUCCUCGAAGAACUUAUAAAAAUAAUCGCUCGAGCUCGAGGGAACUGCAUACUUAUAGACUGUUCGACGAAAAGGAAAUUGCACUUAUCCACCAUGAAAGACAUCUAGAUAGCUCCAUCGGCGACGAUCAAGUAGUAACGAUUGGAUCCAAGAAAAGCAGCCGUUAGUACUUAGUACAUAGACUUCGGUGAAUCGUUGCUGUUAGCAGACAUUGUAAAACUAAUAAGAGGCAGGAGAAAUGCAAGGACAAACAAAUGCUGAGGGAGCAACUAAUCGGGAGUAAAAGAAAUGCUCAGUAAGUAUAUGAAAGUUCAUUCUUACUGUUAAUCCAUUAAUGAUGCUAUUUGAUAAUACCUACAUUUACAUUCCCAAUAUUCAGUAAUCAACAAGGACUCACCCUGCUCCUGAAACUUUAUUUGUCCUGUUGUUUUAAAAAAUACUAUAAUCUUUUAUUUGGUUGUUCUCUUCAGAUAAAAUUUAUCUGAAGAGAACAACCAAAUAAAAGAUUAUAGUAUUUUUUAAAACAACAGGACAAAUUCGAUAAUGGUCUUGGAAAUUUAAUAAGAAUUGAAGCAAGUGUUAAUUCCCCUCUAAGGCCAAAAAUAACCUUAUCCUCUAGUGCAGGACCUGAACAAUCGAUGAAAAUCGAUGAUCGGAAAAUCAAUCGAUCAAUCGAUGACAAUCGAUUAAUUACUGUUGAUUAGCAUCGAUUGGCAUCGGCCAAUCGAUGAUCAAUCGAUAAUCACACCUAGGUGGUCGCGAACUUCAUCGAUUACCAUCGAUUGGCACUAAAUUCAUCUCUCCGCAUCUUCAGGUAUCGUGGGAGUGUACGCAGAUCGUAUAUUAUUUUUAAAGCUCAGUAUUAAAGUUUGAGAAUUGUUCAUCGAUAUGGCUCAGUGAAAAACAGCACAAAAAAUAAAGACAAUCAACAUGUCUCGUUGUGAGUAGUACAAACUUGAUCGAUUUAGUUUCGAGUCCAUUGCAAAGAUUCAACUGACCUGGGACGCAGAAAUGUCACGUAUAACAGAAAAUGUGUGCAUUAAAUUAAACAUAUUUUAUGAAUACUUAGCUAAACUGUUGGCUCCAAACGUUACAUCACGCAUAGAAUAUUUCACACCUUGCCUAAUUUGCCAGCUGUUUCGUUGAAGCAUAACAGUGGGGUCUGUUUUUCUUACACACAAAUCCGUAGUACGUUUCUAUGAAUUUUAAACUCGCGCGAAACGAAACAAGUUUUCCGCCACCAAUCAGAAGCCACAACAGCGGCGACCGUUUUGAACUGGUCUGGUAAGCCAUUGUCUCCAGGGGCUCUUCUCGCCGUUCCUUACUUUUCUUCGUGCCCUAUUUUUCCGCCCGUUUAGACUUUCCCUCGCCCCCACUAUCUGCCCCUGGGUCUCCGAGGAUGGAAACGUGUGGGCAAAUAAAAGUUUACGCAUUGCUACCGCUAGUUUUUACUCAAAUGAAAAGCAAUGAUAUCAAAAUGUGUAACUUUAUUAGUACUGAUGAAAUUGACAAUUGAAAUGUUUGAAUGAAUAGGUAAUCGAUUGAUAUUGCAUUUUGAUAACAAUCUAUUAUGUUAAUUGAUCGAUUCCCAUCGAUUAUCGAUUGAUAUUGAUAAUCGAUGAUAAUCAAUAAUCACAAAAAUUUUCGUGAUCGAUUGUCCAUCGAUUAGCAAUAUCAAUCGACAAUUGAUAUCGAUUGUCAUCGAUUGUUAUCGAUUGCCAUCGAUUAUCGAUUUCAUCGAUUGUUCAGGUCCUGUCUAGUGCCUACUUUCUCCAAAGGCUUUUCCAAAAUUUAAAAGGAGAUUAAAGGCAGUGACUGCCAUGGUGCUGAAAACAUAGAGUAGCUAGAAUUUAGAUCAUGGUACCCUGCUUUCACUGAUUUUUUUUUAAUGAUCACCCCAUGUAAGGGAUUCUGGAAUCCCUGAAAUUAAUUUUUUGCUUAUGGAAUCCAGAAUUCAGGCAAUUUUUGUUGUGGAAUCCUAAAUUCUGAGCUUUGAAACCUGAAAUACAGGUCAAACAAUUGGAAUCCAGAAACCAAGUAAUCCACUGAAAAAGGUUCUGGAAUCCAUGCGUGGAAUCCAGAAUCUAAAACUGUCUUGGAUUCCCUCAUAUGAGGCAAUUAUAGUAUAAUUAAACUUUUGUUCCCAAGAUACACUGUAAGUGAUGGCAAUGUUGCAGAAGAAGCAGGUCCAUGAAGUUUUAAGUAAUAUGUCAAUAAUGUCGUUAUGGUAGUGAUGUAGUGGGACACUCACUAUAAAAUUAAUACAAUGAUUUAUCUGGAGUCAAUUGUCUUGUUACAAAAGGGUUUCUUCCAUUCAUUUUUUCAUUUUGUUUUUGCUCAAAGAAGGUCUUAGUUUUAACAGGUACAGUGUAAUCAGGAUUAUGAUGACUGCUUGGGGUUAGAUUUGAGACAUGAAAGUUACAAGCCAGCAAUUUGUUUAAACUAGUUAAUUUUGAUAUCAGUUAACUCAGGAAAUAAGUAAGUUUAGUCACGUAGUGUGACUGCAGCCAGUAAUAGCACAUGUAAUAUCUAAUAGCAACCUUUAUGCUAUAAAAGGCUAGAAUAUUUAGACAGAAAAGGACAAUAGUAUUUUUCAUGACAACCAUCUACAGCUUUAGUUUCAAUAUUAAUGGUCUCAAUUAUGUAUAAUUUCUGUUUGUUGCAGAAAAAGCUAAAGAGACCACCCUUUUCCAGUCAACCUCUAUUUCGAAGAAGGAUUGUUGUAAGUUCAAAGCUUGUAUAAAUGUGGAGUACAUGUCUUCAGAGCAAGGCAAUACAGACCAAGGAGAUGACAAAUCUGAGAAAAGUCCUUUGCAGGAGGCCUCUAGCGUGGAGGAGUCAACAACUUAGCCUGUAAAAACCUCUUUGCCUAGCUGAAUGGUAAAGCAAAAUUGAAACAGUCACAUGUAAGCCUGUCAUUACUCAAUGACAAUAGAAAGGAGGAAUGGCUUCUCCUCAGAGAUGGAGGCUCCAGAUAAUGCUCCUGAAUUUGCUUUGUGAUAAGGAAAUAUAAGUUAAUCCAAUGCUCUUAAAGAAAUUCCAGAUUAUUUAUGACUGGUCAUACUUACAGGUACAUGUACAUGUAGCUCUGCAAAUACAGUAAUCCUUUAAUCACUCUCUGUUUAUGACACUGUUUUGUAGAAAAAGAUAAAUCUGUGUAAACAGUACAAAUCCUGAUGGUGUUGAUUUGUCCUGAGAAUUCUGGUGGCAGGUAGAUCAAAUUGGUUGAUGUGAUAAAUUUUUCAUUAGAAUCCUUUGGCUAUUGUUUGCAAGUAAUGUACCAGUCAGUAGGUUAAAAGCCAAUUAAUGUACAAAUGUUUCUUUUAAAUCUAUUUGCUUAGCUGCAGGCAUUUGAGUUCUGCUGGCACCACUUCACAGUACAUGUGUACCGGUUACAGCAAUUGCAACUGACCUGCUUGAACAAAAAACAAAACAAAUUUAGGUACACCCUGCUUUUUGUCAUGAUUUAGUAUGGAAUUUUGCAAAGGAUUGCAACAUGACUCAAGAAAAAGAGUAAUGAGAGACAGCAGUGUAGUUAUUUUGCAGGCUAGCCAGAUCAACCUUUUGUACUACAUGUACAUGUAUACUGAAUUUAAAAUAAUUAUUAGCUUCUUUCAUUGGGACCAACUACAGUGACAAUGGUAAUGUUGACAUGCUGUGGAAUACUUACAGCUGGUCAUAACUUUAAUGACCCUCAAUUUUCUUAGCACAGGGCGAGUACUAGAAGCUCCGGCUGGUACUUCCUCUAAGAGCAUAUCCAAUACUAUACAGGAACCAUUAGUAACAAAAAUGAAGUUAAAGAAGUCUGAUCUGAAUUUGAAUAGCUACAUGUACCUAAACUAUUUCUUAGUUUGCUAAAUGCUAUAACCCAGUUGUUAUACCAGCAAAAAUUGGAAAUUGGUAGCAAGAAUUAGGCCUUUCAUUCUAAUAGAGCCUAAAGACAAAAAAUGCCACCAGAAUCAAAUUUUGUUUAAUUUGUAAAUAGCAAUAAAUUCAAAAAUGCUAAUUAUUUAUUAAAAUGGGUGUCUUGAGGGUUCCAUUUGGUUGGAACAGGAUUUUGUCCUUAGAUACAAAAAAGUUUAAGUAAGAAAUAGUCUUGUCAUAAGUAAAUAUUGGCCCAAGGGUAAAAAGAUUUUUAACCUGUUUCUGAGUUGCAAAAACCUAAACAACUGAAAUAGGUUUGAGGCAACUCUGAAACACCUACAGCUGUAUGUAGAAUAUCUUACACAUUUAGAUGAAGAACACUUUUCUUAUAAUAUUAAUAGUUAGUAAUGAUCUGAUAGAGCAUAGAGUGGAGACAAGUAAACAUCAACGAACUGUAAAAUUGGGAAUUAAUAUGAAGAGCUGUAUGUACAGCUGUAUACUGUAGUUUGUAAAGUCUGUAAUAAUGUGUAAGCCACUUUGGUUUAUGGAAUAAAUCAUUUGAACAUUAUAAUGGGAGGUCACUGCUAGAAUUUCUUUCAGUAACUUUAAUGUUUGAAGCUAUAAACUUCAAGAUUAAUUAUAGCCACUUGUUAAGAACCUGAAGUGAGCCAUGUUAUAAUUAAAAAUAAUUUAAAAAUUUUAUCGCAUUUGCUACAACUCAGGCAAACUCGUUUAAACCUUGGAAUUUACAUUUGCUACUUGUGAAAAAAUGCUCAAUUUUAUGGGUUUGAUGACAUUUGCUAACCAAAUUAAAGUCAGAAUUUGAUUACAUUUGCUACCUGAGCGAAAAAAUUGUACAAUAGUAACAGUUUGAUCAGAUUUGCUGCUUAAGCAACUUUGUUCAAAACUUGACUUUUGACCACAUUUGCCGCUACAAGCAAAAUUCUGUGUUUGAUCAAAUUUGCACACCCUAGAAAAUUUGUUCAAAGUUUAGGUUUGCUAACAUUUGCUUCAUGGGCAAACAUGUUUAAUACAAAGAGUUUGGUUACAUUUGCUAUGCAAAGCAAUCUGGUUCAAUUAUGAAAAUUUGAUCACCCAUGAUAACCCAAGCAAACAUUGUUCAAAUUAGAUACUUCGCUCACAUUUGCAAAGCUGCGUAAACGUUCUGAAAAUAACAGGUUUACAUGCUUUUACAUCUAAAGCAAAAGCUGUGCAAAACAGCAGAUUUGCGCUAUCAUUUGCGUAAUGUGCAAAUAUAGUUCAAAGAAACAUAUUUGCCUACACAUUUGAACCAUCUGCAAAUGACCCUCAAAUCCAUGGCUGCCCAUUAUCUUUGCACCAAGAUGUAAAUGUUGUGCAAAUGUGGCAUUUACCGUCAUUGCUACGGAUAGCAAAUCUAGUGCAAUAUCAGUCUUUGCUCUUGCGCAAAAUUGUGCAAAUGUGGUAUUUGCUACACAUUUGCUGUAAUUUGGCUACCCUAGUAAAUCCAUUUUUUCGUCCAGUGAAAGAAAGCGGCGUGUACACAGUAAACCCAACCAACAGAUCCAGUUUUGACGUGUACUGUGACAUGAAGACUGAUGGCGGUGGAUGGACAGUCUUUCACAAACGCUUUAAUGGGUUUGUUGGAUUCUUCAGGGGUUGGGAUGAGUACAAAAAUGGCUUUGGUGACGUUAGAGGAGAGUUUUGGCUUGGAAACGAAAAGAUUCAUCAACUGACGGAGAUUCCGAGCCAGCUGCGAGUGGAGAUCAACACCACGUCCGCCGGGUACAGAUACGCCAAGUAUAGCAAUUUCACGGUCACUAAUGAAGCAUCUAACUACACACUGUUCAUUGGGUUUUAUUCUGGUACAGCAGGUGACCAGCUGACUUAUCAUAAUGAAAUGGCUUUUACUACUAAGGACCGGGAUAAUGACAAACACAAAAGUGUCAACUGUGCUGUGAAUAACAGAGGAGCCUGGUGGUUCAAAAGUUGUCAGCACUCAAACCUGAACGGCAACUAUGGAGGAAACACUAAUUAUUAUUGGGGCUGGCAUCUCCUCGGAAGUGAAAUGAAACUGAAGCCGAAGCUAAAGGCCAAGUGA